CCACAAAUAAUCAAUUAUGACUACUUUCAACAAAUGCGCAAUCUUUCUUUUUCUCUCAAUUUUCCUUUCAUCAUCAUGGGCCAACAACACCCAUGAUGACUUUCUUGAAUGCCUUUCAUCGUCAAAUUCAAUAUCACAAGUCAUCUACACUCCUAAAAAUUUAUCAUAUUCUACCAUUUUGAACUCCUAUUCAAAUAACCUAAGGAUAACCUCCCACUUCAAACCAUCAAUUAUUUUAACUCCUAAUGAUGAAUCUCAAAUCCAGGCAGCUAUACAUUGCUCCAAGAAACAUGACCUAGAAAUUAGAAUUCGAAGCGGUGGACAUGACUAUGAGGGACUUUCAUACAUUUCGGAUACCCCCUUUGUCAUUAUUGAUCUUAUAAACCUAAGAUCAAUCUCCAUUGAUACUCAAAAAAAGACUGCUUGGAUUCAGGCUGGCGCAACCCUAGGGGAAGUUUACUAUAGAAUUGCGGAAAAAAGUAAAAAAUUGGCCUUUGUUUCUGGGGUUAGUCCUGUUGUAGGUGUUGGUGGACACUUUAGUGGUGGGGGCUAUGGCAUGAUGUCACGAAAAUUCGGUAUUGCUGCUGAUAACAUCAUUGAUGCAAAAUUAAUCGAUGCUAAUGGACGAAUCUUGGAUCGAAAAUCAAUGGGUGAGGAUCUCUUUUGGGCUAUUAGAGGAGGUGGAGGGACUAGCUUUGGUCUCAUUAUAUCAUGGAAGGUGAAACUACAAGAUAUUCCAGAAAAGGUGACUGUGUUCAAUGUAGGACGAACAUUGGAACAAAAUGCAACUCAACUUGUUUACAAAUGGCAACAUAUCGCAGACAAAGUUGAUAACAAUCUCCUCCUCAGAAUCUUCUUGAGAGAUAGUGAAUUUCCAUUCGGGGGUGGGCAAAGGAGUAUCUACGCAUUUUUCACUACAAUGUUCGUUGGCGGGGUAGAUGAACUCCUCCACGAAAUGCAAAAGAGGUUCCCGGAACUAGGAUUAAUGAAAGAAGAUUGCAUUGAGAUGAGUUGGAUCGAAUCUAUACUCUUCUUUGCCGGUUUCCCUAGGGGAACAUCACUUGAUGUAUUACUAAAUCGGAAUAAUACUAAUCAAAUAGGAUUCUUCAAAGGGAAAUCAGACUAUGUGCAACGUCCAAUUUCUAUAAAUGGUCUUGAAGGUCUAUGGAAACUACUCAAUCAAUCAGUAGGCGAAAUCUCAGGUGCCGAAUUACAGUUUAGUCCUUACGGAGGAAAGUUGAGUGACAUCUUAGAAUUUGAAACUCCUUUCCCUCAUAGAGAUGGAAAUAUAUUCAUGAUCGAGUAUGCGGUGUAUUGGGGGAGAAUGGAAGAAUCUAAAAGAAACAUAGCUUGGAUUCGAAAUCUUUAUGAAUACAUGGCUAAGUAUGUUUCAAAAUCUCCUAGAGCUGCUUAUUUCAACUAUAGAGAUCUUGAUUUGGGAGUGAACAACAAAGGAAACACAAGCUAUGCACAAGCAAAAAUUUGGGGAGUGAAAUAUUUCAAGAACAACUUUGAUAGACUGGUGAAAGUGAAGACUAAAUUUGAUCCAACAAAUUUCUUUAGGAAUGAACAGAGUAUUCCUCCUCUAUCAUCUGAAGCUUAGCGGUAAUCAAUUUAUAUAUAAUACUAUAGUACUGAAAAAUAAAUGUAGUCUGGAUGCGUUCCAAAGAUUGUGUAAGAUAUAUAUUGUUUGAUUUAUGAACUUUAUUCAAGUAAUAGAUUUUCUAUAUAUGUUAAAAUUCGUGGACUUGUACAUGAGUAUGAGUCAACACUCAGGGGUCGUUUGGUAGCUGGUUGAUUAGAAUUAUGUAAACAUUAGUUAUGUGAGUAUUAGUUAAUCUAUUUUAUCAUGCAUAAGAUAAUAC
This is a messenger RNA of Solanum dulcamara, 1865 nucleotides long. Its product is annotated as tetrahydroberberine oxidase-like. The coding region runs from base 17 to 1603 and encodes 528 amino acids. NCBI's taxonomy places the organism in Eukaryota, Viridiplantae, Streptophyta, Magnoliopsida, Solanales, Solanaceae. Gene Ontology annotation, molecular function: oxidoreductase activity; FAD binding. The record is from RefSeq and is a predicted model, not a curated record. The transcript has a single exon.